UGCCACCGGACCCCUCGUUUUGCGGCUACAGACUAAGAUGGCUACCCCGCUGACAGUUGCUAUUGCUUGGAAGUGGAAGGCUCUCCGAUACCAAGGUGAUGGGCACCAACAUAAAGCCUUAUGAUUGAGAUAGAAGAGAGAUACUUUGCAAGUCCCCGUGGACACAGCAUGCCAGGAGCAGCCGGGGCAUGGCAGUUUCCCUUGGCACUGAGAACAUAUCAAGUGCUCAGGAGCGGUGGGAGCCCAGAAAGGUAGCCGAGGGCGUUCACUGCUGCCCCGGGCUCCAAUCAGACCCGGGAGGCUUGGCUGGCUGGCUGGCUUAUAAAUGCAAAGCAGGGAGCGUUGCAAAGUGAAAGUGCCUGUGGGCUUCUCCCUGGUGGCCUUGCGGGGAGGGAGAUGAGCUCCCGGGCACCCCUUCCAGGGAGGCCGGAGGGACAGGGCAGCACAGAGUCCUCAGAGGGCAAGAGCCUCCCCCAGGGCUCGCUGCAGACCAUGCCCCUCUCCUCCAAGCCGCUCACCUCCUUCCUCAUCCAGGACAUUCUGCGGGACGGUGCCGACCGCGGAGCUGCGGGGCAAGGGAGGAAGAGCCGGGGAUGCUGCAGGGCCUCUCGCCCGGAGCCGGCGCCGGACGGUGCAAGCUCCGCUCCCCGGCCGCCGGCGGGGACACCCCUCCCUGCAGGGGUCCCCCCGCCGCCCCAGGAGCAGGCAGGAGCGCCAGGCGCAGAGGCAUAUACAGAGACCGACCUGUUGGACUGUGAAAACCCUCUGAAAUCCUCACUGAGCAACCAAAGGACCCCGAAGCAGCAAAAGCGCUCACGGGCAGCCUUCUCCCACACUCAGGUCAUCGAGUUAGAAAGGAAGUUCAGCCAUCAGAAAUAUCUGUCCGCCCCGGAGCGAGCCCACCUGGCGAAGAACUUGAAGCUCACCGAAACCCAAGUGAAAAUCUGGUUCCAGAACAGAAGGUACAAGACCAAAAGGAAGCAGCUAGCCUCAGAACUCAGUGGACUCGAUAAGAACUCUGUUUUCCCAGUCCUUAAAGAGGAUGAUGAUGUCUCCAGGGCCACUCUGAUUUCUGUGUGUAACGGCUACCAAUACUAUCCCUACCUGUGCUGCUUGAAUGGCUGGAGUCCCUCUUUGUGAUAACUACAGCUAAAGACUUCAAUUUUUCCAAAGAGAAAAGCUCUUUUUAUUUUUACUGUUUUGCUUUUUCUAAUAAGGGGGAGAAAGCACUUCUGACCAGAUUUUCAGUGAUGCUGAACACCCUGCAUGCCCUUUUCCCUUUCAGGGAACUUGCAAGGUUCUCGACACUGCUACAAGUCUAGGAUAACAUUUUCCAAGGCACCUAAUAAUAAAUGCCAUGCUUUUGUAUAGUGCUUUCCAUGGGUAGAUCUCACAGUGCUUUAGAAAGGAUUACAAUCUUCAUUCUGCAGAUGGGGAAAACUGAGGUACAGAGCAAUGAAGUGAUUUAUCCAAGGCCACCCAGGGGCAGAGUCAGGAAUAGAACCCAGGCCCCUGAGUUACAGUCCACUAAACUAUAGUGUCUGCCCUUUUCCCUCAUUGAAAGUCAAUGGGACUUCGGCUCCCACGUGUUUAAGUCUCUUUUCAAAGUGGGACUUAUGUGCUUUGGAAAACUUCAGCCCUCCCCACGAGCAGCGUGUAAAAACUAAGUCAUGAUGAUGGUUUUGCACAGCAAUUGUCUCGGCAUGUUCAUCUAGGCCAUUAAUUCUGUGACACUGCAUAGUAUAUUUAAUAUUUAAAUACCUGGUCUUCUCAAAACAGAACAAAAGGUGGGAUGCUGAAUGGGAAAAAAAUGGAGUCUGCAUUUUUCCCCCAUUAAAUGGGAACUAAGAGCCAUGUGGUCCUAAGGUGAAGGCCGUGAGAUGUAUUAGAACUAUGUCAGCCAACGUGACAAACCCCAUUUAAAUUACUGUCAUGAACUGGUCAGUGCAUAUGUACACCACUGCUCUUUACUGGCUAGAAUUAGAACUGCAUAACUAUGUGUCAUAGCACCUAUACUGCAAGUUAAAGUAGCUCAAGCGGUAAAGACCUUUGGUUUGAAGUAGAAAGUUUGCCGUUCUCUCUCUGCUGUGUCACAAAGUGAUGUGUAGCCACGAUGCGCUGCAUAGUAACAAACAUGAAAUACUAGGCGACAACAGAGGUGUUCCAAUAUGCAAUAAAUAUUGUGGGCAGGAUCCUCGGCUGGUAUCAAUCAAUUCUCAGAUUCUGAAGGAACUGUGCCAAUUUACAUCUGCUCAGGUUCUACAGCCUACACACCAAUGUAUACCACCAGUAACUUGGCAGCAUGUACCCAACCAGACGACAGCACAAAAUUCAGUAUCACAAUGACAGAUCUGUUUUGCAUAUCACCACGCUGAUGCUGUUUGAACAUUAACACAUAGAAUUACUGUAUUAAAUAGCUUAAGUUUUCAGCCUUCCUAACAGUUUAAAGAGAAGCAAUUCUGUUUGUAAAAUUAGAUGAGACAAUGCAGCCUAGUGCUUCAGAAGAGGCUCACUAUUACUGUAAAGUUUUCUUGUGAUCACAGAGUUAAAUGAUCUUAUUGUUAUUAUUCACACUCACCAUUUGAGCAGACUAACAGAGGUGAUUCCUGCUUCCGUUUGAUACAUACCAUACUAGCUUGAUGCUGUAUGAUGCAGAGCACCUUUUGAUCCUAUCUUCUUUUGUGGGGAGUGAGAAAGCUCAGCACUUUGCAGUAUACAAGGGAAACAUGGGAUAAAGCUUUUAUGCAUGGUUGUUAAGUGAAUAGUAAUAUUUUGACCUCUGUUAGUCUGUUCAAAGUAGCAGUGAUGGCUUUUAGGAGCAAAGGAAAUGCCUGCCCAUACGUAAAGUUUGAGGAAACAUCUAUUGUGGAGGAAAUAAAGGUUUUAAAAUAGAAAUGAAAUGAAAAUGGGGGGGGGGGGGAAAUUAUGUUAGAUCAUUUAUAAUUUCAGUGGACCAAAUUCUCAGGUAGUACAAAUCAGAUUAGUACAAAUUAGAACUAUGGCAAUUUAUGCCCUCUGAGAAUUUAUGCCCUCCCAAUUUAUGCCGUGGCUUUUUUUUAAAAUCUAUCAAGCUCUUUAUAAUGGUGCCCAUCUUUGUAGUAUUAACCCCCCCACUACCCCAAACCACAAAAAGCUAAAGGCCUAAUUUCCCUCCCUUCUCCUCGAGACAGUUGGGGCUGCAUAUUGUUGGAGUGAUUGCUUCCAGAAUGGGAAGUGUAAUAAUUUCUUUUCAGAGACAAGGAGUGUGGGGAAAUGAAGUAAUAUAUUUGAGACGACCAGCUUCUAUUGGGGAAAGAGACAAGCUUUCAAGAGGACACUGAGCUCGUCUUCAGGUCUGGAGAAUUUUUAGAAAUCUUAUUUUUCAUGAAAAUAUAUAUUUGAAAAUU
Molecule: messenger RNA, 3386 nt
Organism: Caretta caretta (loggerhead turtle)
Lineage: Eukaryota; Metazoa; Chordata; Testudines; Cheloniidae
Gene: NKX3-1
Product: NK3 homeobox 1
Biological process (GO): regulation of transcription by RNA polymerase II; cell differentiation
Cellular component (GO): nucleus
Molecular function (GO): RNA polymerase II cis-regulatory region sequence-specific DNA binding; DNA-binding transcription factor activity, RNA polymerase II-specific
Source: RefSeq, a predicted model, not a curated record